Messenger RNA from Exophiala mesophila, 2749 nucleotides. RefSeq lists its product as uncharacterized. Gene Ontology annotation, molecular function: ferric-chelate reductase activity. Gene Ontology annotation, cellular component: plasma membrane. The coding region runs from base 452 to 2518 and encodes 688 amino acids. Gene Ontology annotation, biological process: copper ion import; iron ion transport; intracellular iron ion homeostasis. NCBI's taxonomy places the organism in Eukaryota, Fungi, Ascomycota, Eurotiomycetes, Chaetothyriales, Herpotrichiellaceae. The record is from RefSeq and is a predicted model, not a curated record. The transcript has a single exon.
CUGACCUGGACUUGACUUGACCUUCUUGUCGUUGAAUCGUUUGAUUGUCUAUUGUUUCUCGGGGGAUCCUUCGGAGUUCCGUCAGCACAGCACAAUAUCCAAGGACACUGACGACGACUAUGACAUGAUCAUUCUUAAUUCUCCAUCAAUCACUCAGAAUCUUGCUCAUCGUGGUCACUCGAUCCCGCCGACCCAAUUCUUCGCCCUGGAGCCCUGACGCCAGCUCCGUCAACACCUUGACCCCAUCUGCUGAACCUCAAGUCUUACUGUUGCUAGGAUCUCUUCAUAUCUGUCUCAUACCUUGACACCUUGUCUGGUCCAACUCCUCGAUUUAUCUCGAUUUCAACCCCCAGAAAUGGCCUGGCAAUUACCGCUCCCACCAUAACUGCUGCACCAUAUUAUCAUCACCCUCGUCUCCAUCAGCCUUCCCUGCACCAGCCUAAUCCUCGACAUGACGCUCCUUGCACGUCAACAUGCCGGUCACGGUAGUAUGGGCGGUAGUAUGGGCGGUAGUAUGGGCGGAGGGUCUUCUCAGGUCCCUGGCUAUUUCUACAUGCAGAAGAUGUUUUGGGUCGUCAUUGGUUCCGUCAUCGCCUUUGCUGCACUCAUCAAUCUGCUUGACUAUAUUCUCUUGUGGCAGCGACAAAGAAGCCUCAACGCCAGACCAAAACACUUCCUUCCUCUCUGGUAUGCCACCCUCACUGCCAUAGUCCGUGAGAUCAAUUCGGCAUCGCUCCCAACUUUACACCUAGCACGCUUGAGGAUAUCAUCUCCCCCACUAGGAAAGACUCUGAUCGUCCUUGCCUAUCUCACCGUUGUCUGCGUUUUCUGCUUCUGGGGCUACGACACCGAAAGUCAAUGGAGCUGGGAAAACAUUGCCUAUCGAUGCGGCUGCAUUGCUGUCACCCAACUCCCUCUUCUAUUCCUUCUAGCUGGAAAGCAGAACCUCAUUGGCUUGCUCACGGGAACCAGCUAUGAGCGCCUCAACUGGUUGCACCGCUGGGCUGCCCGCAUCAUGUGGCUGACUGCAACCUUUCACAUGAUGUUCUGGUUCCGCAGUUGGGCUCGCUACGAUUACAUUUGGAGAAAGAUCUCCACCGAUAACCUAAGCCAGACCGGCUUCGCCGCCUAUCUCGUCCUCACCGCCGUAGUCAUUUUCUCCUUCAUCCCUAUCAGGAGAUUCAAUUACGAGCUGUUUGUCGUCUCGCACCUCGUCCUAUUCGCUGGCGCUGUCGGUGCCAUCAUGCUUCACGCCCCCCUGAGCCGAACAUAUAUAUGGGUUGCCGUCGCUCUAUUCUUCUUUGAUCGACUCGCUCGCAUUCUUGUGACCCUGCUAGCCAACCUGUCCUUUUUCCAUCCAAAGUCUCCAGGUCGAAACUGGCUAUGGGCGAACCAUGCUACACUGACGCCUCUUCCCGGCAAUGUCACGCGCAUCUCGAUCGACAACCCUGUCCUCAAAUGGACUCCAGGUCAACACGUCUUCCUCUCCUGCCACUCGGUUGUACCCUUGCAAAGUCAUCCGUUCAGCAUAGCUUCUCUGCCAUCUGACAAGAAGCUGGAGUUCCUAGUUCAAGCUCGGAGCGGAGGGACAAAGCGGUUCCAUCGCUUUGCAACGAGACAUGACGGACUGUCCUCCAGCAACAACUCGCGCAUGGUUCAAAGAAAGCUUGUUGGUGUGGAAGGCCCGUAUGGCACUCAUCGACCACUGCGCCAAUUCGACAGCGUGGUGUUUUUGGCUGGAGGGACAGGGGCUACAUUUACUGUUCCAUUGAUGCGAGAUAUUGUGCAGAGGUGGAAAAGCAGCCAGCAAGGGACCUGGGCUAUAGUCACCAAAAGAGUGCGGUUCGUCUGGGUCAUCAAAGCACGCGACCGUCUGAGUUGGUUUCAGUCACAACUGGAGCAGGCCCUCGAUGACGUUGAGACUAUCCGCAACGUGGAGGGGUAUGCGGAUAUCGAAUUGAACAUUAGCAUCUAUAUGACAUGCGAUGAAGAGCUGCAAGAGUUGAACAAGAACACCUCCUGCGUGCCACAAGUGCAUGGUGAGCCUGAGGAGGAAACCAGCGCUUCGUCAUUGCUGCGAGGAGAGAGCAAGACACAGAGUGAGGACAAGAUCCGGGUGCAGGUGGUUGAACCUCAGGAGCCGGAGCAGGAAAUCUCUGCUGGAGGAUGCUGUUGCAAAAAGACAGUCGAUGAAGACGGUGCCCCAAUGGCAUGCUGCUGCGGACCACGGUCAUCGAGUGACGCAUCGUCCUCUACGAUCGAUGAGAAGCCCACAGAUUCAGACAGCCAAAGACCAGCACCGCUACUAAAACUCGUGUCUGGUCGUCCAAAGCCAAGAUCCAUCAUCCGGAAAGUGCUCGAAGAGGCCGAAGGAGAGAGUGCAGUUGUGGUGUGCGGUCCCAAGGGAUUGCAAGAUGACGUACGGCGAAGCGUCGUGGCUCUCAGUGAUGAACGUGCCGUCCACAAAGGAACAGGGGCACAAGGAAUCUAUCUACACGUUGAAGGAUUCAGCUAUUGAUGUCGGUGGUAUAGAUAUGGUCUUUCGUGCAUGGCGACGGUGGUUUGGUUGCAUAGAUCAACGGUGGUCUCGCGGGUUAAAAGAGAUCUCGUACGAGAAAUGAAUUACAAAUUUGAUUUCGAUCACUCCAGGAAGUUCAGUAAGGUGAUUUCGACCUUUUUUGCCAGAAUGCCAGGCAGGGAUGCGGACGGAGUGUUGGUUUCACACCAUGUACAUGAGCAUUGUCUCUUC